Messenger RNA from Silurus meridionalis, 2534 nucleotides. It is a transcript of the gene mep1bb, whose product is annotated as meprin A subunit beta b. Gene Ontology annotation, cellular component: membrane. Gene Ontology annotation, molecular function: protein binding; metalloendopeptidase activity; zinc ion binding. Bases 29 to 2203 code for a protein of 724 amino acids. The transcript is spliced from 15 exons. The record is from RefSeq and is a predicted model, not a curated record. Gene Ontology annotation, biological process: proteolysis. NCBI's taxonomy places the organism in Eukaryota, Metazoa, Chordata, Actinopteri, Siluriformes, Siluridae.
AGAGGUAGACAUCUAGAGCUCCUUCAGCAUGGGACCCUCGUCUGCCGCAUUUCUGAUUUUGAUUGUAACUCUCCUGAGCUCGGGGGUCACACCUCUGCCGACAAACAAAGUAACAGAGUAUGAUGUAGAUGGUGGAAAAGAGGAUCUCUUUGAGGUCAAUCGAGCGGCUGGACUGGACCUCUUCGAGGGAGAUAUUUUAUAUAACGAGAAACAAGGGAGGAACUCCUUAAUUGGGGAUGAAUACUUAUGGCCCACCACUGUCCCGUACUAUUUCGAGGAUGAUCUGGAUAUCAAUGCUAAAGGUGUAAUAAUGAAGGCGUUUGAACAGUAUCGCCUGAAGACCUGCAUAGACUACAAACCCUGGAGCGGAGAAAAGAACUACAUCUCCGUGUUUAAAGGCAGUGGGUGUUUCUCCUCAGUGGGGAACCAGCGUAAGGGAAAGCAGGUUUUAUCCAUCGGGGCAGGAUGUGACCGAAUCGCCACCAUCGAGCACGAGUUCCUUCACGCCCUGGGGUUCUGGCACGAGCAGUCACGUGCCGACAGGGACGACUAUGUCACCAUCAUGUGGGAUCGCAUUGAACAAGGAAAAGAGCACAACUUUAAGAAGUACACUGAUGCCACAUCCAGCUCCCUGAACGUUCCUUAUGACUACGGCUCGAUGAUGCACUACAGCAAAAACUCCUUCCGCAACGGCACCGAGCCCACCAUCGUCACCAACAUUCCCUCCUUCAGCGACGUCAUCGGCCAGCGCAUGGAGUUCAGCGACAGCGACCUGCUCAAGCUCAGCAGGCUUUACAACUGCACAAGAACCAAAACUUUCCUGGACACCUGUGACUUUGAGCUGGAGAAUAUUUGUGGGAUGAUCCAAGGUCAGGGUAAGCAGUCAGACUGGGUACGUGUCAGCAAGGCAACUGGGGGACCUGACAUGGACUAUUCCAACAUGGGACGCUGUACUGGCACAGGCUAUUUCAUGCACUUCAGCACCAUCAAUGGCAACGAAGGGGACACGGCUCUGUUAGAAAGCAGGCUGCUCUACCCAAACCGCAACUACCAGUGCCUCCAGUUCUUCUACUACCACACAGGAAACACCAAUGACACGCUGGAGAUCUGGGUAAGAGAAUAUACCGAAGCCGAUGCUAUUGGAACACUACGCAUGAUCAAGACAAUCGACGUACUGCCUGAGAAGUUAUGGCAUCUCCACCACGUUAGCCUAGACGUCUCUACAAAGUUCCGUGUGGUAUUUAAAGGCACCAAGGGUGCUGGGAACUCAAUGGGUGGACUCUCGUUGGACGACAUCAAUCUUUCGGAGACCACCUGUCCAGAACACGUGUGGCGGGUCAAGAACUUCAAAAGUGUCAUGGAGAACACGCCCCCCGACACUGCUAUAUACAGUCCACGCUUUCGCUCGAAGUAUGGCUACACCUUCCAGAUGAGCUUGUACCCCAAUGGAACUAAGACUUCUCCUUUGGAGUUGGGAACCUAUGCCCAUCUGACGUCUGGUGAUGAUGUCAUUGAUGCUAAUCUCACUUGGCCCUGCCCGUGGAUGCAGAUGACCAUGAUGCUCAUGGAUCAGAACCCGGACAUCCGAAAACGCAUGUCCAACCAGAGAAGUGUCACAACUAACCCCAAUGAGAAACUAGAAGUAGACAAUGCAACUACAAUAUUAUUCUGGGACAACCCACGAAAAACUGGAAUAGAAAUAACUGAUGGCGAUGGGACUAAAUACUUCAGAGGACCAGGAUUUGGAACAUCUGCAUAUCUGACUCAGGCCAGAGCACGCAGCAGAGAUUUUAUUAAGGGCGGUGAUGCCAUUUUUCUCCUCAGCAUGGAAGAUAUAUCUCACCUGGUUCCUUCUCAGCCUAUCCCCACGACCCCUACAACCACUACAACACCAACAACCCCUACAAACGAUCUAUGCAACUCUGUAAAAUGUGGAAACGACGGAGUGUGUGUGAUUGAGGACGGUGGAAAAGCAGCUUGCAGGUGUGCUGUAGGUAACGACUGGUGGUACUACGGGGACAGGUGCCAGUUCAAGAGCUCAAACCAGGACGGCGUGGUGACGGCAGCCGUGUCCUCGGUCGUGGUCUUUGCAGUCAUGUUGGUGGUUACCAUAGUAAGCGUGGUGUGUCUGAAAAAAAAGUAUAAGAAGAAAAUGAAGGAGGUGGAUGGUGGCAUUAUCAUGCAGAACAGCUAUGGAAAGUAACAGCGCAAAACUAAUAGGCAUCUACAGCACACCCAUGUACACUUCAAUAAUACAAACCCAAUGGACAUUUUGGAACCCCAAUUCACUUACAAACCUGUUGCUGAACGUUGGAAAGAUACUGGACACAUCAAAGAAAAUCCACAUGGACAUGAAGAACUUGUAAAACUGUACCCAAACUCAGAAUCAAACCGGGAACCCCACCGUUACCCCAAGUGGCAACACUACCCUUCACUCACAACCAAUAUAUAAGCAGUACUGCCCUCUUGUGGUUGAUCUGUGCUAUAACUAUAACCCCAUAAUUUCAAGCAAUAAAUUUAGCAAAAUUGUGUCA